Molecule: messenger RNA, 3208 nt
Organism: Venturia canescens
Lineage: Eukaryota; Metazoa; Arthropoda; Insecta; Hymenoptera; Ichneumonidae
Gene: Mlp84B
Product: Muscle LIM protein at 84B
Exons: 10
Coding region: 210-1688 (492 amino acids)
Biological process (GO): sarcomere organization; muscle tissue development
Cellular component (GO): Z disc; cytoplasm; nucleus
Molecular function (GO): actinin binding; structural constituent of muscle
Source: RefSeq, a predicted model, not a curated record
UGUCUCGCCCUCUCGCACCGGCACUGACGUUCCGAUGCACGUGCCGUGUGCAAACUUCGGUAUGACUAGGACUGACUCGCCGCGGGAAGAGCCAUUCGAAUCCAGUAUUAGUGCGGUGCAGAAGUGUGGCAAUAAUAUACUGAACGAAACUGAGACGCUCGCUGGGUUUCGCGACUCCGAUCGAUAAUAUCCCAUAGUGAAUAAACAAAAUGCCUUUCAAGCCCGUUGAACACCCCAAGUGCCCGAAAUGCGGCAAAUCCGUGUACGCCGCGGAGGAACGCGUUGCCGGUGGACUCAAGUGGCACAAAAUGUGCUUCAAGUGCGGAUUGUGCAGCAAGCUUCUCGACUCGACGAACUGUUCCGAGCACGAGGGUCAGCUGUUCUGCAAAGUUUGCCACGCCCGUAAAUUCGGACCGAAGGGUUACGGAUUCGGUGGUGGUGCAGGUUGCUUGUCAAUGGACCAGGGUGAACACCUCCAGAGAACCGACGAACCAAGAGGAUCGAACGCCGCUCUCGAAAGCCGAGCUAUCGCCAAGGCUCCAGAGGGUCAGGGUUGCCCCCGUUGCGGCGGUUUCGUUUACGCCGCGGAGCAGAUGCUGGCCAGAGGAAGGACAUUCCACAAGGAAUGCUUUAAAUGUGGCAAGUGCUCCAAACGAUUAGACUCUGUCAACUGCUGCGAGGGCCCGGACAAGGAUAUUUACUGCAAAGUAUGCUACGGAAAGAAGUUCGGUCCAAAGGGCUAUGGCUACGGCCAGGGUGGUGGUGCCUUGCAGAGCGACUGCUACGCCAACGGUGAUGCUGCCCCGCGAACCACCGUUAUCGACACCGCCAAAAUACAAGCACCUCCUGGCAAGGGCUGCCCCCGUUGCGGAGGCGUCGUUUUCGCUGCCGAACAAGUUCUUGCCAAGGGACGAGAAUGGCACAGGAAAUGCUUCAAGUGCAAGGACUGCACCAAAACUUUAGACUCGAUAAUCGCCUGCGACGGCCCUGACAAGGACGUUUACUGCAAAACUUGUUACGGCAAAAAGUGGGGUCCUCAUGGCUACGGAUUUGCCUGUGGAUCUGGAUUCCUGCAGACCGAUGGUCUAACCGAGGAAGAGAUCGCGGCGUCAAGGCCGUUCUACAAUCCCGACACUACGUCAAUCAAGGCCCCCCAGGGCCAGGGUUGCCCACGUUGCGGUGGCAUGGUAUUCGCUGCGGAGCAACAGCUCGCUAAGGGCACGAUGUGGCACAAGAAAUGCUUCAACUGUGCCGAGUGCCAUAGACCAUUGGACUCGAUGUUGGCUUGCGAUGGUCCCGACAAGGAAAUACACUGUCGCGCCUGUUACGGAAAGCUUUUUGGGCCAAAGGGCUUUGGUUUUGGUCAUACCCCGACCUUGGUCUCGACGAACGGAGAUCAAGCACCCUCGUACAUCGACGUUUCGCCCGAGCUCGGAACGAAGCGAAACGACGGAAACGGUUGUUCUCGUUGCGGCUAUCCGGUAUACGCUGCAGAGCAAAUGAUCUCGAAGAACCGAGUAUGGCACAAGCGUUGUUUCAGCUGCGGAUCUUGCCACCGUUCGCUCGACUCGACGAAUUUGAACGACGCGCCAGACGGCGAGAUCUACUGUCGCGGUUGUUACGGACGAAACUUUGGGCCACGAGGUGUUGGGUUCGGUAUGGGUGCGGGAACCCUGACGAUGGCUUAGACAAAUGAUUGAGCUCCUCUGAAUCCUGCCACAAAUCCCACAUCUCUCCAUCCUUUGCAUUAAACACAACGCAAUUAUGUUAAAUUAAUAAUAAUAUUAAUAAUAAAUUAAUAAUAAUAAUAAUUAAUAAUAAUAAAUUAAUAAUAAUAAUGAUGAUGAUGAGAUCAGGAAUAAAAUAGUCUCAGGAGUUCAAAGGGACGAGGCAUCUCGAAGAAUGAUUAAAAGAACGCAACGAAGCCUGAAAUAUUCGCGCCACAAUAAUAACGAAUGAAUAUAAAUAAUGAAAAAAUAUUAUAAAGGAUGAAUGGCGAGCUAAAAACGUAACAAACGAAGAAAAACACUCGCUGCACCGCGACGAUAUUUCGAGCGAGACGAACGGCCAUUGUUUCGAUGCGAGAAAUCAAAUGAAAAAUCAAACGGAAUAACAGAAACUGUGACGAUUUAAAGAUUUAAGUUUAAUCGCUUCCAAUGAAACAUCGCCAAUUUCGAUAACGAUAAACCUCGCACGAUUAAUCCGUGUUAAUUUGCAGAUUAAAUGCGUUAUUUUCUUCUUCUUCUUUUUUUUUUUUUUUUUUCUAGAGCGCUACAGUAGAUUUGACGAAAAAACAAUAAUAUUUGCAAACAACACCACGCUUUAACUGAUUACAAACGGAAUGCAAAAAAAAGCAAAAAACAAAAAUAUAUUACGAACGAACCGUCCACCGCGAUGGUGACGAAGUUUCUUCCUUUAUUUUUUCUUUUUUUUUUUUCACUAAUAUUACGAUGAUCGAAUUUUCAUGCGGCGACCUCGAGGUUACGGCUUCUUGGUGCAAAUUCGCUUUUUGUCCUCGUGACGUUUCGCAGUCCGAUCGUUUUUCACGAUUUAUCGUUAUGAAAUAUUUCGAUGGUGGAAAAAAAUCGAUAAAAAAUUCGGUGGAAAUCGAGGGACUCGAAACUUCAGAGGAAUUAUUCGCCAAGAGAUUGUCAUCCGAGGGGCCAUCGCGCGAGGAAACGGAGCUUUUUGAAAGGACUCAAAUGGAAUACGAAUAAUCGAUAAGCACGAGGAAUUCCAGUCUUGGAGAGAUUUUCCUACGAAUAACGAAAAUUAAAAAAAAACACAAAAACAUAAAAAAAAAAAAACAAAUGAAAAUGGGGACCUCUACAGCCAAAACGACCGACGAUUAUCCAGCCUCGAGAGAAGAUGAAUAUUAUUUUGAAUAAUAUCGAAAUGAUUUAUUAAGAUUUAGGGUUACGAUAAUAGAAAAAAGUAUAAAUCAGCCAAAACCAUCGACCCAUCCGCUGUAACGAAUAUUUGAGGAUUUUGCUUUUUCGAUCUUUCCCAGGAACGAGAAACUGCGAAAUCCUCAUUAACGCACAAAUAAAUAAAUGAAUAAAUAAACACCGAUACACAUACACGAAUAAAUAAACAAAUAAAUGAAACUUUCGACGCAUUGUGACGUUCUGUCACAAGCAAAUAUUUAGGGACGACCAGAAAUAACUGAGAUGGAAUUAUUUUCAAUAAAUAUACGUUUUAAAAAGUC